UAUACUGUUACAUCCAUCACAGCCUGUACGCAGCAGCUCCGCAACACUCACGCAGACCCGUCCCGCUUUAACGGCAGAAGGAGAAGACAUAUUACUUACAGGUGUGCAAAAGUUUCUGAAAUGAUGCUGAAUACACAAAGAGAGAGUAGAGAUGUGGUGAGAAGAAGAGCCAGCACUCCAGUAUCCUCCUCUCAGCAUAGAGUAAUGCACAGAGACCCUCAGCAUCCUCCUCUUGCACAGUCUGCCUCAUACCAGGCUGGAGACACAAAACAUUGGUCCUCCGAUUCGGAGGAGUCAGACAGUUCAGGCCAUGAGUGUCUCUACCAGGUCAUCCUACUUGGGGAUCAUGGAGUCGGAAAGUCCAGCCUUGCUAGAAUCUUUGCUGGAAUCCAGGAAAAAGAUGCUCUAAACUGCAUAGGUGAGAACAUGUAUGAAAGAACACUGACAGUGGAUGAAGAAGAAACCACCCUCAUAGUAAUGGACACAUGGGAAGCAGAAAAGCAGGAAGAAGAUGAGAAGUGGGUUCAGGACUACUGCAUGCAGGUUGGGAAGGCAUAUGUCAUUGUUUACUCCAUCACGGACCGCAGCAGCUUUGAAAGUGCAUCAGAGCUGCGUAUCCAACUGCGACGCAUCCGUCAGGCUGAAAAUAUUCCCAUCAUUCUUGUGGGCAACAAGAGUGACUUGGUGCGCUGUCGAGAAGUAGCAGUGGAAGAGGGUCGGGCAUGUGCCGUUGUUUUUGACUGCAAAUUCAUUGAGACAUCAGCAUCAUUGAACCACAAUGUCCAAGAGCUGUUUGAAGGCAUCGUGAGGCAGAUCCGUCUUCGGCGGGAUAGCAAAGAGACCAACACACACCGGCGCUCCGUUUAUAAGCGCAAAGAGAGCAUCACCAAAAAGGCCCGCCGCUUCCUUGACAGACUGGUGGCAAUGAACAACAAAAAGAUGGCCUUGAAAGUGCGUUCCAAAUCCUGCCAUGACCUGGGCGUGUUGUGAGCCUUCACUUAUGAAAGUUUUGAACACUAUUAUGAGUCUGAUGGAUGUAUU
Molecule: messenger RNA, 1041 nt
Organism: Tachysurus vachellii
Lineage: Eukaryota; Metazoa; Chordata; Actinopteri; Siluriformes; Bagridae
Gene: rem1
Product: RAS (RAD and GEM)-like GTP-binding 1
Exons: 5
Coding region: 121-990 (289 amino acids)
Biological process (GO): negative regulation of high voltage-gated calcium channel activity
Cellular component (GO): plasma membrane
Molecular function (GO): GTP binding; GTPase activity; calcium channel regulator activity
Source: RefSeq, a predicted model, not a curated record